Messenger RNA from Salvelinus namaycush (lake trout), 1000 nucleotides. RefSeq names its product ankyrin repeat and SOCS box protein 5-like. The coding region runs from base 1 to 930 and encodes 309 amino acids. The record is from RefSeq and is a predicted model, not a curated record. Gene Ontology annotation, molecular function: protein binding. Gene Ontology annotation, biological process: protein ubiquitination; intracellular signal transduction; positive regulation of protein catabolic process. The transcript has 7 exons. NCBI's taxonomy places the organism in Eukaryota, Metazoa, Chordata, Actinopteri, Salmoniformes, Salmonidae.
AUGCCUGAAGUUCCAUCUGCAGAGAGCUCGAGCGAGCAGCAGCCAGAAAACACGUCGAGGAAAAGAACGUUAGAGAACACAGACGAUUACACCGCAAAAAAGAUACAACGCUGCUGGGGUAUUUUAACUAGCCAAGGGUCAUGGGCGGACCGGUCCCCUCUCCACGAGGCAGCGUGUCAGGGCCGUCUCCUGGCCCUCAGGACCCUACUCUCACAGGGUUACAACGCAAACAUCCCUACCAUAGACCAUGUGACGCCGUUGCAUGAGGCUUGCCUGUCAGACCACGCGUCAUGCGCCAAGGCGCUUAUUGCAGCUGGUGCCAAUGUAAAUGCCACCACCAUUGAUGGGGUGACGCCGCUGUUCAAUGCCUGCUCAGCGGGCAGUGCCACAUGUACAGAGGUAUUGCUGGAAAACGGAGCCAAGCCCCAGUCAGAGAUAUGCCAGCCCUCGCCCAUACACGAAGCCUCCAGCAAAGGCAGAAUUGCUUGUCUGGAGGCUCUGAUCACAUGGGGAGCAGACGUGGACUAUGAUAUUCCUCACCUAGGAACCCCCCUGUACAUCGCCUGCAUCUCCUCAGGACUCCAGUGCACACAGAAACUCCUCGAUGGAGGGGCCAAUGUGCAGAAGGGCAGGUUCCUGGAGAGCCCGCUCCAUGCAGCAGCUCAGAAGGACUGUACUGAGAUCAUCAAUGUGUUGUUAGAGUUUGGAGCGAACAUUAACGCUAAAAACCUAGAGCUGAAGAGACCGGUGGAGUCAGCCCCACCUAACAGCGCAGCAGAGGAGACGUUACUGCUGCAUGAAGCAACACCCCAGUCACUAUGUCAGCUGUGUCGUCUCAGUAUCAGAGAUUAUAUGGGCCGAUCUCGACUACACCUCAUCCCUCAGCUACACCUCCCCAACCUUCUCAAACGCUUCCUCCAGUACAGAUAGAACACAACGCGCUCUCUCUCUCUCUUUCUGUCUCUGUCCGUCUCUCUGUCUGUUGCUCUUUCCCUUCCCU